Messenger RNA from Alosa sapidissima (American shad), 1300 nucleotides. RefSeq names its product dual specificity tyrosine-phosphorylation-regulated kinase 4-like. Bases 68 to 1261 code for a protein of 397 amino acids. The record is from RefSeq and is a predicted model, not a curated record. The transcript has 9 exons. Gene Ontology annotation, molecular function: protein serine/threonine/tyrosine kinase activity; ATP binding; protein serine/threonine kinase activity. NCBI's taxonomy places the organism in Eukaryota, Metazoa, Chordata, Actinopteri, Clupeiformes, Clupeidae. Gene Ontology annotation, biological process: peptidyl-serine phosphorylation; peptidyl-threonine phosphorylation. Gene Ontology annotation, cellular component: nucleus.
GACUGCCUUGCAUGUGAUAUCUGGGAAAGGGCUUCGAUCGAGCAAACCCCAGAAAUCUGGUAUACGCAUGGUAUCUGGUAGACCCUACCAGCAGCACCAUCUUGGCACAUUUCCUCAUCUGGAGAAUAAGCCAGUGUGUCGUAACCCCCUGAAGACCAGCAGCCAUAAGGACAUCCUGCCCCGUAUUGCUCCUGUUAUCCACAAUACUCCUCCUGUGAUCCCACCACCCAGCGCUGACGAUAGGCCUCGGACCUCGAAAUUCAGGUCCAAAGUGGAGAAUCUGCCAGAAUGCGUCAACAGUAGGACAAGUGCAGGACACUACAAUGGAGCAAAGUCACUGCCCCUAACACCAAGAGAGGCACUGAAAAUAUUCAGGGAUAAGCUGUCGGAGUUUGAGCAGGAAGAGAUCAUCAACUUUCCGGAGAUCUACUUCCUUGGUCUCGAUGCCCAGAAGAUCGAAGCAAUUAAAGGGGCUCCCCAAAACAAUGGCUUUGAUGAUGAGAAUGGCAUGUACAUCAAGGUUUUGCAUGACCACCUUCAAUACCGCUAUGAAGUUCUGGAGGUAAUUGGAAAGGGAUCAUUUGGUCAAGUCCUGAAAUGUAUGGAUCAUAAGACCAAAGAACUGGUUGCUGUUAAGAUUCUUCGCAACAAAAGAAGAUUCAAGCAACAAGGCCUGGUGGAGCUCAAGAUCUUGGAUCGUUUGCGCAAGAAAGAUCGGAACAACCACUUCAAUGUCAUCCACAUGAAGGAGUGCUUUAUGUUCCGUGACCACCUAUGCAUCACCUUUGAGCUCCAGGGAGAUAACCUCCAUGAGACUAUGAAGAAGAACCGCUAUAAGGGCUUCAGCCAAGCCACAGUGCGUCGCUUCACUCACUCCAUCCUUAAGUGCCUGCAGAUGCUUCAUCAUGAGAAGAUAAUCCACUGUGACCUAAAGCCGGAGAACAUCGUUGUCACCCAGAACGGCUCGCAGAACAUCAAAGUGAUCGAUUUUGGAUCUAGUUGCUUCGAUCAUGAGAGAGUGUACUCUUACAUCCAGAGCCGCUUCUACCGCUCCCUUGAGAUCAUCCUGGGCUGCAGCUAUGGCAUAGAGAUUGAUAUGUGGAGCCUUGGCUGCAUCAUUGCGGAGCUGUACACCGGCUUUCCUGGAGAGAAUGAGAAGGACCAGCUUGCCCUCAUCAUGGAGGUACUGUCUAACAAUUGUUCCGUGUAUGUAACGCAGGUUCUCUAUUUUGUGAAUGAGUGCAGCAGUUGCACGUCAUGAUCGUUGAGGUGUGUUUGUGCCUCAGGUGCUGGGAGUGCC